Messenger RNA from Clavispora lusitaniae ATCC 42720, 663 nucleotides. RefSeq names its product Nrg1p (gene NRG1). Gene Ontology annotation, molecular function: DNA-binding transcription factor activity, RNA polymerase II-specific; RNA polymerase II cis-regulatory region sequence-specific DNA binding. Gene Ontology annotation, biological process: regulation of transcription by RNA polymerase II. Lineage: Eukaryota; Fungi; Ascomycota; Pichiomycetes; Serinales; Metschnikowiaceae. The record is from RefSeq and is a predicted model, not a curated record.
AUGUUCAUUCCUCGGGCCUCCUCUCACACCCGUCUACCUCCAUUCAGCGAGUUGAUGCUGUCCAUUUCCCACCAGCAUACACCCACGUACCAUGCGCCGCACAUCCCGCUUCAAUUUGCGUUCCCUUCGCCGCGCUCCGUCCCGGGCCCAUUCGACUUUGCCCAUUCCAAUGCGCCUUCUAUGGCUUCUCUGGCUUCUCUGGCCGCUUCGAACCGGACCAACUCUACACUGGCGCCUUCGAGUCUGGCCAGCCCCAGCCUGGACGCCGGCGUAAGCGCCUCUGGCCCCGGCCAUGCCCUUCCGCCUCUCCACGGCCUCCCCGCAUACCACCUUGCCGCAGGGCCCAAGCCGGUUCUGCCUCCGUUUUCUCGCCCGGCCGAGAUCCCCACGCCGCCCGCCUCGGCCGAGUUGGGCAGCGCCCCAAUGGUCGACUGCAAAGCCGAGCCCGUGGUGCCCAAAAGAAAACAUGCGUGCAAAACGUGUGGGCGGUCCUUCACCACGCUGGGCCAUUUGGCCCGGCACAACAGAACACACACGGGCGAACGCAAGCACAUGUGUCCGUUUCCGCAGUGUGGUGCCCGUUUUGCUCGCCAGGACAAUUGCAUGCAACACUACAAGAUGCAUUUGAACGGGAAGAGCAAACGGCGGGGCAAGCGGGCUUGA